Molecule: messenger RNA, 1616 nt
Organism: Mustela erminea (ermine)
Lineage: Eukaryota; Metazoa; Chordata; Mammalia; Carnivora; Mustelidae
Gene: GSG1L2
Product: GSG1 like 2
Exons: 5
Coding region: 1-882 (293 amino acids)
Cellular component (GO): plasma membrane
Source: RefSeq, a predicted model, not a curated record
AUGGUUGGGGCCAGACAGAAGCAGGUACUGACCCUCCUCCCCACCUGCCUCGCCCUGGCCUUCUCCCUCGUCGCGGUGGGCAGCAGCUACUGGUGCGAGGGGACCCGGAAGGUGGCAAAGCCUCUGUGCCUGGACCAGCCGGGUGGGCCGCACUGCAGUCACUUCAGCGGGGGCCACGACAGCGAUGGCAGGAGGGGCACCGGGAGCCAGGUUGUCCAGUACAUUUGGGAGACGGGAGACGACAAGUUCAUCCAGUGCAGGUUCCACGUGGGGCUCUGGCAGUCCUGCGAGGAGAACCUUGACGGCACAGGUGAAAAGUGUAGGAGUUUCCAGAGUAUAAUACCAGCUGAAGAACAAGGUGUUCUGUGGUUGUCCAUCGGGGCCGAGAUCCUGAAUAUCCUUCUGUUGUUGACAAGUGCCAUCCUCCUGGGGUCCAGAGUGAGUUCUCAUAGCUCUGUGUUCCACUGGCUCAAGGUGGACGCGUCUGUGGCCAUUCUCAUGGUGCUGGCAGGGCUCCUCGGUAUGGUGGCCCACAUGAUGUACACAACCAUUUUCCAAAUCACGGUGAACCUCGGACCAGAAGAUUGGAAGCCUCAGACGUGGGACUAUGGCUGGUCCUAUUGCCUCGCGUGGGGUUCCUUUGCCCUCUGCAUGGCUGUGUCGGUCAUGGCCAUGAACAGAUACACAGCAGCCCGCCUGGAGUUCAUAGAGAAGCAGAGGGUACAGAAGGGCAGUCGGCAUUCUCAACACACCUUCCCGGAACCCAAGGCUUCGGAAAGUGUUCAGGAAACAGAAGCUACUCCCAGCCCUGCUGGGUGUGCCCUCGUGAGUGAAUCUGAGCACCUGCCGCCCAGUGCCCCAGGCAAAGUGUCCAUGUGCUAGGCAGUGCUUGUGGCUACCAGAUCCACACAGGCAAGCAAACCAGGCACUGGGGUCCACAGUAAACAUCUCGGGGGUGGACUUCAGAAGGCUGUGGUCCAGGUAAACCUUCUACCCACCAUCUUACCCUUUAUUAAACAACUUUGGCUUCAGGUACUGAUUCUUGGUAAAAUGCCAGCGUCUUCAAGUAAGAUUGCACUUAUGGAAGGUAUCAACCAUUGACACUAUGGUAUAAAUCAGCACCUCAAGCUUUUCUGACAGUGUGUUUAAUAAGGGUAACCAAUAAAGAGGGAACAUGUGAGCCCUAAGGGUAAAAGAAUCUGAAGAAAGGGGAAAGCAAGGUUCUAAUUACAAAGGGUAUGAAAAGUGUUACCCACAAGUUUGUUGACAGAGGAGUCCAGAAAAUGUUUCCCUUAAGGAACACACACAAAUUGAUAGUAUGUGUGAUUAUCCCAUACUUUCUCUUUUAUUUUAAUGAAGAAGGCACAAAUUUAAAUGUAAAUAAUUUGUUUUGUGUUAAUUUAAAUAUGUAUUUUCUUUGCAAUUUACUAAUUUCCACCUAGAGUAGAAUCCAUUUGGAAGGAUAACCAAAUGAUACAACAACAUGAGAACAGUCGAAUGAAAUGACAUCUUAUCGCAAUUAAGUAGAACAAAUGUUGGAAUUGUUAUGCUUCAAUUGCCAGGCACUUUUGUUUCUAAAAAUAAACAUUGCUAAAUGUGCAAGUUUUGUUUGAAGC